AUGCGGGUCACGAGACACGUCAGUGCAACCCGCACACCAGGAAAACUUUCACCACUUCGUAGAUCACAGCUCGAUACAGAUCCAGUCAUGGCCGCACUCAGAGCGCUCGUCCUCGCGUGCGCGCUCCUCCUCGUGUCGACGUCCGCCUUGGCGCAGCGUGGUCCGCCUGGCGGAGGUCCUCCCGGCGGUCAGCGCGGAGGCCCUGGCGCCGGUUCCGGCGGACCCGGCGGUCCCGGGGGUCCAGACGGAAAGCCGCCGCACGGUCCUCCGUUGAACCUGACGGCCGUCGGGAAUCUGACGGCCAAUAUCGGCGCGCGACUCGCCAACUGCACAGUGGAUCAGAAAACCCUUAACGGCAGCUUCCACCUCGCCGUCUUCAAGAACGCCACCGGCAAUUACAACCUGCUGGUCGAAGCUCUCCUUGUCGACGCGGCGGGCGGUCCGCCCGACUCUCUGGCGAUCGUGAAGGGCGCCGUGUGCGACGCCGCCGCGACGGACGUGCUCGCGCUGCCGCUCGCCGCGGCGGACUGGCAGCAGCGCGCGGGGUGGUGGCUGCUGCACGCGGAGGCGCGCCUCGACGCGUUCCUCGAGAACGCGGACGCCGCCACCCUCGACGCGCUGCUCGCCGUGCUCCCCACCGCCUCGCCUCCGCCCACCAGCGGCGGCGGGCGCAACGGCGGAGGCAGCGCCGGCGGGGGCAGCGCGGGGGGCUCGCGGAACGGGCAGGGCGGGAGGCGCAUGGGACGGGAGCUGCUGAUGGGCGCAUUCGGGCGCGCUGCCAGGCAGGGGGGACAGAAGCAGGGGGGACAGAAGCAGGGGGGGCAGAAGCAGGGGGGAGCGCAGCAGGCACCUGCAGUGAGCGGGUAUGCUGUGCUGGCGGGCAGCAGCGCAGCAGGUGUGACGUGGGGCGGGCAGCUCAUGGGCGCCAAGACGCCCGCCGCUGCUGCCGCUGGUGGUGCUUAA
Closterium sp. Naga37s-1 is the source of this 963-nucleotide messenger RNA. The record is from the annotation of a GenBank genome assembly. Lineage: Eukaryota; Viridiplantae; Streptophyta; Zygnematophyceae; Desmidiales; Closteriaceae.